CAGCCCAGCUGUUCGCAGCUGUCCGGCCGCGGCUGCCCGGUGUCCUGCGCCCGCCGGUCCCGGCCGCUGCCCCAGGGCCCCGCACCCGGCUCCGGCCCGUCCGAGCCCCGCACCGCGAGCCCGGCCGCUGCGGACCCCACCCGAGCCCCGCACCGCGAGCCCGGCCGCUGCGGACCCCACCCGAGCCCCGCACCGCGAGCCCGGCCGCUGCGGACCCCACCCGAGCCCCGCACCGCGAGCCCGGCCGCUCCGGACCCCACCCGAGCCCCGCCAUGUCCGGGGAAGAGGCAGCGGCGCCCCCGGCCCCCGCCGAGCCGGCCCCCCCGGCGGAGCAGCGGGCGGCGGGCGGCGGGGACGCGCCCCCGGCGGAGCCCCAGUACCGGGCCCUGGUGCUCUCGGGCUUCGGCGGCUACGAGAAGGUGAAGGUGCAGGUGCGGCGGGGCGAGCCCAGCCCGCGGCCCGGGGAGCUCGCCGUGCGGGUCCGAGCCUGCGGCCUCAACUUCGCCGACCUGCUGGCCCGGCAGGGGCUCUACGAGCGGCUGCCGCCGCCGCCCGUCUCCCCCGGCAUGGAGUGCGCGGGCACCGUGCUGGCGCUGGGCGAGGGGGUCACCGGCCGCCAGGUUGGUGACAAGGUGAUGGUGCUGGCCAGGGCAGGGCUCUGGCAGGAAGUCGUGACUGUCCCAGCCAAUCAGACUUACCUGAUGCCUGACGGAAUGAGCUUCGAGGAAGCAGCCGCCUUUCUGGUCAACUACAUCACGGCGUACAUGAUCCUCUUUGACUUUGGGAACCUGAGACCCAACCAGAGCAUCCUCAUCCACAUGGCUGCCGGGGGGGUGGGAACGGCCGCCAUUCAGCUCUGCAAGACGGUGGAGAACGUCACCAUCUUUGGCACUGCCUCUGCCUCCAAGCAUGACGCCCUCCGGGAAAGCGGGGUCGCUCACCCCAUUGACUACAGGAGUAUGGAUUACGUGGAGGAAGUCCGGAAGAUCUCCCCCAAAGGAGUCGACAUUGUCUUGGAUCCACUGGGAGGAUCGGACACGUCCAAAGCAUUCAGCCUCCUGAAGCCAAUGGGCAAACUCGUAACCUAUGGGGUGGCCAACCUGCUCACUGGGCAGAAGAAGAACCUGGUGGCCAUGGCGAAGACAUGGUGGAACCAAUUCAGUAUCAACGCUCUGCAGCUCCUGCACCUCAACAAGGCCGUGUGCGGCUACCACCUGGGUUACAUGGAUGAAGAAUUUGAGCUCAUUGGGGGUGUUGUGGCCAAGCUGGUUAGCCUGUACAACCAGGGCAAAAUCAAACCCAAAAUAGACUCCGUAUGGCCCUUUGAGCAGGUGGCCGAUGCCAUGAGGCAGAUGCAGGAGAAGAAGAACGUUGGGAAAGUCAUCCUAGUUCCUGAACUGCCGAAGGAAGAACCCAAAAAAGAGGAAAACUAAAGCAAGGAGACCUGUCUGCAGGUUGUGAAUUUGUGGUUUAACUCCUAACCCUUUUGGGACCUGGGAAUGGACGGCUCAGUCCCUGCCAUCUUCCCCAUUAAGGGAAUGAUACAUUUUUAAAGCCAGUUCUAGGACUGUGAGCACCUUGGGUUGUGAAUCAUAUGCACCUGCCAUAGCCAGCCUCUCCCAGGUGUGAUUGUGUAACAUUGAAUGUGAGACCUCUGCCUUAGCCCUGCUUUUCUCACCUGGUUGUUACAUUUCCUUUCCCAAAUUCCAAACCGAGUUCUUUUUCUCUGGCAACGCCUCUCUGGCCUCCAAGCAGUCAGUGACUAAUGGCUGCGUAGUAUGUUGCUGCAAAGUGUAAACGCAAAUUGUUAUGGCAACCAUUGACUGUCUCCAUAGAAACCGAGCCCUUUUUGCAGUCUUAAGAUGCACGUUCGACAGACGAAUGUGCCGAGCCAGAGAUGCUUGUCAAUGAAAUUGCUGUAGGAAAAUAACAUCAGACCUUGCAUUGUUCUAGGGCUGGUUAUUUCUUUGCCAUUAUUCCUGCUGUCACAACACUUCCCUUCCUCCUCCCCCUCCUCUUCCCCACACCCCCAGUCCUAGGCCUUUAAUGCCAAUCAGCUGGCAAAAGGCCAGUUUUUCUAAGCCCAGCUCAGUAUCUUACAUGCUGGUCACGCUGUAGCUUUUUAAUUUGCUGUUCCUUCUCUGUGCACGCUGCAUGUAACCUGAGGAGGAGUUAGGCUGGUGCUAUAUGAAUACUAAAGAGAAAUUUCAAUUCAACAAUUUGCUCUCGUCCAUUUUCUGCUCCCAAACCGUUAGGGAACCAGUUCUGUGGUCAAGGCUGGGUCCGGAGACUGAAAGAACUCAGCUGUCUCCGAAAUGACUGACCCAUUUGUGUUGGCUCUAUGUGCUUUGUUAACGUUGGGCUCUGAGUGUCCGUCAGGCUAAACUUCACCCUCGUGUUUGUUACCAAGGGCUGCCAAUGUGAAAAGGUGUCUGCAAGACUGGGACAAAACACGCCUCGUGGUCGGCCUUUGCUUCUGCGGUUGUGUGUGCUAAGAGGGGGACGCUGCAGCUCUAGAAGUGAGCAGGCCCAGUAAAGUCUGCGCUGGCAUCCACCCCUGGAGGGCCAGCCUGUGGUUCUGAGUGAGUCACCCGCUGUCUGGGCUUAGACCUGUCGAACCCGCUGGUGUGAGGCUCUCGCCUGGUUAGAUCCUGGCUUUUGUUUUUCACUUUCCACUCCAGUUUUAAUUGGCUUUUCAGAUUCUCCCCUAGUCCCAGGCUGUCCCCAUGGCCUCUGCCCGUCCCUAUGGCUGGCUAGCUAGCGCCGAAAGGGGGCUUGCAGCUUGUCUGCUCGAAUCAUGAAGUGCCAGUGUUUUCAGGGUACUUCCUAGUGCUGCUGAGAUGCUGGGAACUUCCCAGUGGGCUCCUCUCUCUAGGAAGAAAACUGGGCUUGCCCAUGCCAGGCGUGCAGGUAAAGCUGUGGGUGGGAACCUGAACGGUUCAGUCUGUGAGCAUCUAAACUUGUCCUUGUUUAAUGUCCUGACCUGCGCCGCCCCUUCCAGUGGUGCUCCGUCUCCUGCUGCAGUCCCAGGACUUGGCGCUUGUCAGGUUUGGUCCUGCUGGGUGGCGGAUGGUGCAGUAGCUCAGCUUUGCUUGUAUUUUGGAUUUGGUAACUGAAGGGACCAAGCCCCCACCCACCCCCUUUUCGUAAAGGUGCCAUAGCAGAAGCAAAAUGCUGCUCUUAAGAGCAAACAUGGAUCUCCUGGGCUGUGAACAUCCCCUCCGGGUCCCUCCCCCAUUAAAGAAAACCUGGUCCAGCAUCAGCACGAGGACUUUACUGUGCAAGGAGAAGGAAGGCGACGGCCUCUAUUAGCUGCGACCGCCCCAGGAGGCGUAAGUGCUGCUUCGCUGAGGCUUGGGCUACACUUGGAACCAACGUCGGUGGAACUGCAUCGCUCAGCCAUGCAGUUUUAUCGACCUAGCUCCCAGAGUAGACAACACGGCUCCCAGCGACACGGCCACCGCCUCUCGGGGGGCGCGGUACGUACGCCGACAGGACAAGCCUUCCUCUUGGCGCAGGCAGCUUCUUCUCGGGUGCGCUACAGUGGGGCAGCUGCGUUAUCUCAUCAGUGCAGCCUGGGUUUCAGUUCCUAGCUCUCUCACCCUGCCGGGCUGCAUGAGGCCUGGAAUCUGGAGGAUUCACUUCAGGUAUAAAAUGGUGCCCAACAUUUAGGACUUCAGAAAGGGAACCACGAUUGGGUUCAGACCCUCCUCUGUCUUCGUUCCUUCCAUUCGUGACACGGGGGUUGACUCCCCUGAUGUGAUGCAGCACAACUCACACGCACAACUUUUUUCUAACCUUUUCUAAAGACAAACUCUCCUCGCUGGGUUUUUCCCCUCUCAGAACCGCUCCUGCCCAGUGAAUUAGAUUUUACUUUCCAUUGUUUUGUGCCAUUUCACUGCAGGUUUGUACAAACAGUUCAGACACUUGUUUGCUAUAAAAGGAAAAGCCCAAGACCUACUCUUGUCCAAAUCUUGGCUUCACCUUGAGACAGGAGGAGUCUGGACAAACUGCACCGCAAAGCUUCAGGUUCUCUAGAGUCUUUGAAAGGGGGAAAAUGAUCCCACUUUCCUCCUUUCCUUGGCUCUACUCUGCCAGCUGAGAGCACCUGGUGCCUUACUCCGGACGGCCCUAUCCUGGGCACUAUCGCAAGGCUUUUGUAGUCUAGUCCCCGUUUUGAUACAGCGUGAAGGAAGCAAAUGGGAAUAUCUUGUAUCUUCCUGUAGGACAACUCUGACGUAUGCUGCAUUGCAUAGAAAACAGUAUCUCAGUGCCUUUUCUAGACCACUUGUCAGACUAGCAAGUCACUGAAGCCUUUGCCGUACUGGCCUCUUAAAAUACUGCCAAAAAACUAGUGUGCUGCAUAAUAGAUAUGGCUUGUGGUACACAAGUGACCUAGCUCUGCUUACCCUCCGCCUUGAUAUACUCUUCAUACACGUGCGUUUUAUGGACUCUCCAGGCUGAUCCCUGGAAGCUCCUGCUCCAGAGCCUAAGCAGCAGUGCCUGCCGUAAGGCAAUGCCUCACCCAAGUUGGCUGCAUUUGGAUGUGGCCAAAGGUGAUGUCAGCCUGCCCGUGUGCGUCGGUAUCUCUAGGCCUGUCCUCUUGCAAAGCUUUGCUGGUUGUGGCCUCUCCUGAGGCUGAGGACGUUGAGGGUUUGUCGCCAUUGCGGAGACUCUCUGGAAUUUCUUUUCUCUUUGUUUGCAAUGUGUAGUUGAUGGUGAAUUUUCUACCUAUAAACUUCUCAUGCCCUUUUCAGUCUGACUUCUGAAUCCUUCUGAGCAAUUAGGUAGUUGUGAUAAGAGAUUAGCAUUGACUCUGCACCCCAGUAGCUACGUUUUCUACGGAAGAUUAAGUGUAACCUUGCGCUUUACUGCCUCACUGACUAAUGCUCUGUUCUAGAUUUUAUAGUAGCCUUUAUUUACCCUGGCGUUUUAGGGCCCAGUAAGUAUUAAACCUACUGAUUGUCAGACUUAAUACAACUUUAUUACCAGUGUCUCAAACAACUUGUUAAACAGCGAGUUGUUCUAGCAAGGACCAAAGCACAAUGUCAUUCCACUCCAGAUGUCUGAUUAGAAGGAAGCAUGCUGAAAAGUUGAGGGCACAGCUGGUGUCAUCCAGGGAGCAAAGAGUGCCACGUUGCCUCUUAAAUUGUGCAUCGUUCCAAAAUAACUGAAGUGCAGCUUAAUGUUCAUUUUGCUAAUUGAUCAUUUUGACUCACAUCUUGUGCCAUGGGUGCAAAAUGGCUGAAGGGCAAAAGUUUGUGUCGUGAUGCUAUGAGCACUAGCUAAAGGUUUCUGUGUCCCCUGCCCUCUCUCCUGCUCCAGUUUGCGGGCAUUCUGCCUUUGGUAUGUAUGUGUAGAUUGUGAAAUCCAGUGGUAUCUGUCUAAGUGUGACCUGAGCAUCAUUGCUGUAUCUGUAACCAAAACUGCCAGUCCAGGAAGGGGCCCUUAAACACAAUUUUACAUACUUUGCCAUCCCCAGGCGGCUUCAGAACUAAAAAGCUUGUUUAGUUUAAUAAGAAAUUGACUAAAGUUACAAAUGUUUCUUGCACCUGGGAGAUGGGAGUGGAGCUCAGCUUGCACAAACAUAAGCCCUGUUGAGAACCGUAGCUACAUCAAGACCGUAUUUGAGAGAUGGGGAAGGUCCUACAGACACCAGGGAAAGGAGUUUAGCUGCAUGUUUAGUUACAAACCAGCUGUGUGAAGUAGAGUUGUGGGCAUCAGACUUCAACCAAUGCAGGAAUCUGACCCAUCUGCAGCUGCGGUCAGAGGUAUAAGACCACUCCUGUUGCCAAAUGAAGUCUUUGAUGCCCCAAGCGCUGGUGAUGGCAAAGGGUGACGGGCAGGUAGCGUAUGAGCACGGUGUGAGAACGUGUUGCUCUUGGAGCCUCUUACGACACAUGGCAGUGUCUGUGCCGUCCAGCUGAUUUGCGGAGAUGUGAUACGAGUGGCUGUUGUCCUACAGCACGGCGUCUUUAAAAAUAAUUAUAUUCCGCUUUGUGCGUGUAACCAAGUUGAACAGAAAGCGAUUGUGCCAAUGCUGUUUACAUGACUACAACGUGUAAUGCUCUUCUGCCUAACGUUACCGUAUGCCUUAUGUGUUUCAAAUGUUAAUUAAAAGCAUAACAAAA
Molecule: messenger RNA, 6131 nt
Organism: Chelonia mydas (Green sea turtle)
Lineage: Eukaryota; Metazoa; Chordata; Testudines; Cheloniidae
Gene: VAT1
Product: vesicle amine transport 1
Exons: 6
Coding region: 273-1433 (386 amino acids)
Molecular function (GO): zinc ion binding; oxidoreductase activity
Source: RefSeq, a predicted model, not a curated record